This is a messenger RNA of Cryptosporidium ubiquitum, 1101 nucleotides long. RefSeq lists its product as uncharacterized. NCBI's taxonomy places the organism in Eukaryota, Apicomplexa, Conoidasida, Eucoccidiorida, Cryptosporidiidae. Bases 1 to 1101 code for a protein of 366 amino acids. The transcript has a single exon. The record is from RefSeq and is a predicted model, not a curated record.
AUGAGAUUUGUUUCUGUUAGUGAUUACAAGGAUGGUAUUUUAUCCCAAAAUUCUUAUUUGAAUAGACCAAAUGCAUAUGGAUUUUUUAGAAAAAACUUUAAGGCUCGCUCACUGGAUCAGUCCAGCAAAGCUGCAAGGAGGAUUCUCAAUAAUCUCAUUCCUGAGCUUAGUGUCUCUCAAUUUAACGAUUCAAUCCGAAUUUUUAAUUCAUACUUGGAGUCAUACAAAAAUACUCCAAAAGACACUUCUAGAAUAGAAUCUUUGAUAUCAGCAUCUGCUUACAUAUCGGUUAGAAGAGAGGGUGGAUACCUUUCUCUACUCGAUAUUGCAUCCAGACUGAAAUCCAAAAAUUACAGAAGCUUUGCUAGCCUUGUUAGACGAAUUUGUAUUCGUCUUAAAAUUAAGAAUCUCCCGAACCCCUCUAUUGAAGAGUCUUUAAAUUAUGUUUGUACGAAAGUUGAGAAGUUUCUUAAAGAAAAGAUGAUCUUGAAACCAACAGAACGGUAUCAAAAAGAAACUGUUGUUUUUCAGAAUUCCGAAAAAGAAACCGAAGAAAUGAGAAAUCUAAUGCUAGAAUCUUUAAUAAGAGACCCCUCUGGUCAUUUAGAAUCCAAAAAAUCAGGAAAUCUCAAUCCAAAUUUCUAUUUAAGCUCCAAACAGCACACCAAAGCUAAAGUUAACGGAAAAACCAGCUCAGAUUCUCUGAUAAAAGCUAAACAUUUUGCCUUGCUUAUUCUCAAAACCAUUCUUCUCAAUCAAGAUCAUGAUUUUAUAGAUGGCCAUGAUGACAUACUUAACCCCCUAUGGCUUUCAAAUGGAGUAUGCAGCACUCCCACUAUUUCUGCAUCACUGUAUUUUUCCUUUAAACUAUAUUGCAGAAAUAUAUCUUUUAAUGACCUACUUAAAGCUACUGGAAUCAGUAAGUCUUCUGUGAUCAAAGCCAGAAAAUCUCUCUCUCUUCAAUUUAGACUCGUUUCUGAAAAACUCUUCCCAGGAUGGCUCAGCCCUGAGAUGCUAAGCUCUAAUUCUGAAUUGCCUCCCAGCAUAUUUGAGUCACUCACAAACUUAAUUCAAUCUCAUUAUUCAAAUAAUAGCACUUAA